AUGCAGAAUCCUUUAACUUUUUCUGCAGGUGGUGUUUUUUUGCAUGCUAAUCCUGCAGAGAAACAUUGUGUCCAACAAAGUAUGCUGGGUCAGCAAAACCAAGAAACUUGUGCUGGAAAGACAGUAUCCACAGAUAAACACAAAUCCCCUUCGGAUAUAAUACAAAGUUUUCAGAAGAAAAGUCAGUUCAGGACCAUUGCUCCAAAAAUGGUACCAAAAAUUUUAACAUCUGGAGUGGUCUCUUGUCUUCAGUCAUCUUUGCCUGAGCAAAAUACACCAAUUUCAGCUACAGGUUCUAAACCGCUGGUGGUACCAACUCAAAACUAUGCUGUCAUGCAGGUGGCUGGUCAUGAGGGGACUUUUUCUCUGUUGGCCUUGCCCUGUGUUGCCCCUGCCCUAACGCAGCAAGUCCAGCAGUCAAACGUGGCCCCUUCUGAAAACCUGAAGCUGCCUAUCCCUAGGUACCAAUCUGUAAGAAAUAAAUUGCUGAGUGACAAAAAACCGGCACAAAUCUCUGGUUUGGGUGUGCAUAACGAGAUUCCUACCAAAGCAUCGAUCUCAUCGCAGACUUCCCCCAUGACUACUUUAACUGAAGACUGUCCUGAAACUCAUUCUAGUUCAGAUUCAACUGAGCAAGUGAUGCUAACAGACCGUGACUCAGCUGAAAUUACAGUUGCCACAUUAGUAAAUAAAAGCAAUUAUGUGGAAUCUGGAUCUCCUUUAGUGAACAAAACUGAAAAUGCUAACGGUAAUGUUUCUGGACCAUCUGUAAUUAAAGACUCUUUAUCUGCGCCAACAAGUACAAUUAAUCCCAUGAAACUAAGUCUAUGCUCUGUGAAGACAGCAUCUGAAACCACAAGAGAGUCAUUCAUAACAUCUGAGAAACUAAAGGAAAAACCCACAAAUUCUGCGAACUCUGUUGCUGUCCUGUCACCGGCAGUUUUUGGCAGUACAAUACAGAUGACUCCAUCAGCACCAAAAGGAAAACUUCCUAUUUUGCCUUACUCAAGGAUGAAAAAUUCAGUGUUCUGUAAAUCUAAGCAGAAUACUAAUGUUACAGGUGCUUCUGGUCCUUCACUAAAAUCUGAAUGUGAAAAGAUACCAGCUUUGGCAAAAAACUUUCAUGUUCCUACUAAAGCAUGUGAUAAGCGAUUAGCUGUAUCAUUUACACAAGUCCCCAAACAAACCAUUCGAGAAAAUACCUUCUCUCCAUCCAAUAAAGUGGAUGUCGACAGUCUUAAAAAAUUGAACGGUGCAGCCUCUAAAAGAAGAGGCAGGAAAAGAAGAGCCACAGAUGAUUUAUUGGCUUUUCAGACCAAGCGAAGGAAAUCCAUCAUUAAUAAGUUUAGAGAAGGAAGAGAGAGGGUGAAAGUUGAUCUUCAGCCACCUGAAGACAAAAAAGCAGAGGCGGUGAAAAAAUACCGUAGUAUUAGACCAAAACCAGUGGUGGUUUUGCAGGCUUUCACACCACUGACUUCUGCAGCAGUAGUAGAGACACCAUCUCCUGACUGUUUAGACCAAGAUAUUUUUUUAAAUAGUUCACUUCCUAACAAAUAUUUAAGUUACAAGCAUAGUGAUACUACAUCAGAUAAAUCGAGUGAUUUAAGUAGAAAUGCAUGUUCAACCAUACCUAAACAGUUGUAUAAAUGUCAUGUUUGUAACCAUAUCUUCCAUUUUAAACAUCAUCUUCAGGACCAUAUGAACACACAUACAAACAAACGGCCCUACAGCUGUCGAAUUUGCCGGAAAGCAUAUAUACACUCUGGAAGCCUGAGCACGCAUAUGAAACUUCAUCACAACGAAGGCAAACCUAAAAAACUUGUGUGUUGUGAAUUCUGUGCUAAAGUUUUUGGCCAUGCAAAAGUGUAUUUUGGUCAUCUAAGAGAAGUGCACAGGGUUGUUAUCAGCACAGAGCCCUCUACCAGCGAGCAGCAGCUGCAAGAUGCUUUAAAGAAGAGAGACGCAAAUAUAAAAGAAGCAGAAGCAGCAACGGAGAGGGGAAAUAAGUGCAAUUUUGAGGACCUAUUCCAUAACCCAGGAGAAGUGAAAUUACAGAUCAAAUGUGGUCGAUGCCAGUUUAUUGCACAGUCUUUUGGUGAAAUGAAGUUUCACUUACUGUGCUCUCAUGGAGAGGAGAUCCAGGGAAGAGUAAAGGAAGGGGGUUUGCAAGGAAAUAGAGGAGCGAAGGGGGAACUGACCAAACACGGAACCCACUUCUGGAAACAGCACAAUGAGAGAAGACGUUUAACAAAAUGCAGUGCCCAUGAGGAGGAGUUUUAUACUUUUCCAAAACUGAAAAGACAGAUACACUUUCACCAUCAAAAUAAUGUCGAUAUGUUAUCUAAAAGUGAACUGAUUCAGUCAGGAAGCGGUGAAGCAGCCAGGGAGAUGCAAAAUGUUGGUUUUGGUACACCGAGCAAAAAAGUAGAAAUUUGGUCAAAAGCAGGCUAUAAUUGCAUUUUAUGCAAACAGUUAUUUGAAAGAAAAGAGGAUCUCUGUAAUCAUUGGCAGAGUCAUCAUAACUGCGAAGACCCUUCUACUUUAUGGACAAUUUUUAGUUUGUUAUCAAAACAAGGAAUUAUUGAACUUUCUCAUAAUGGUGAAUAUUGA
Messenger RNA from Charadrius vociferus (killdeer), 2610 nucleotides. It is a transcript of the gene ZNF438, whose product is annotated as zinc finger protein 438. The record is from RefSeq and is a predicted model, not a curated record. The coding region runs from base 1 to 2610 and encodes 869 amino acids. NCBI's taxonomy places the organism in Eukaryota, Metazoa, Chordata, Aves, Charadriiformes, Charadriidae. Gene Ontology annotation, molecular function: sequence-specific DNA binding; DNA-binding transcription factor activity, RNA polymerase II-specific. Gene Ontology annotation, biological process: regulation of transcription by RNA polymerase II. The transcript has 4 exons. Gene Ontology annotation, cellular component: nucleus.